Messenger RNA from Phytophthora nicotianae INRA-310, 1158 nucleotides. RefSeq lists its product as hypothetical. The record is from RefSeq and is a predicted model, not a curated record. Bases 1 to 1158 code for a protein of 385 amino acids. NCBI's taxonomy places the organism in Eukaryota, Oomycota, Peronosporomycetes, Peronosporales, Peronosporaceae. The transcript has 2 exons.
AUGACGACAAAUGCAGCGGUGCUCCACCGAACAGCGCCUUACGCAGCUCUCAAAAGCAGCAAUAGUCACGGCGAACCUCCCAUUGAGGUACAGACGGCAGACUCUGUUGCAGAAGGCAACAGUAGCAGCAGCGAUUCUGAGAGCGAGUAUGAGAUCCUGUACCCCGGACAUGACGGCACCCAGGAGAUCCUGGAUAACAGUGACUUCUACGGCAAAUUCAUGCCCAGCACGGACGUGCUGUCCGAGUCCGUGCUGCAAUUCUGUGGCAGCUUCUCGGUGCGCAUGGCUCCUCUGGUCGCCACGGCAUUGGUGCGGAGGUUUACGGACGCUCGCUUCAAUUGGGCCACGAAGACGCUGCAGUCCUUUUUGGAGAUGGUGUGCUGGAUCAGUGUCACGUGUGCGACCUACUCGUUAUACGGUGACCUGCUGUUUGCCCUGGAGGUUGGAACCUUUGUAGGCGCCAUGAUGUCCGUGUGCGACGAAAUUGUGUUGCAGUUUGUGCGUGGAUUGGCGCGCGUUAUCCGUAACCAGCCAGGAGGCGGAGACUUGUUGCAACGUCUUGGCUUUGACGUGCCGAAGAACGGCAAGGCUCCGACGGACGGCCAGGAAAUCACUCUCAUCAAGAACCUGGUGUUUGGCUACCUUGGAGUCGUGGCAGUGCGUUCAUUGUGGGAAAAUUAUCACGAUGUCAAGUUUUUUGCUCUGCUGACAGCUUGUACGGGUGUGGCCUUCGUGGUUACGGCCGAGUUCUGUUGCCUCUGGCUACCGACACGGCGUGUUGGACUGACACUUCAGUCGCGGUUUACCAAGGUCAGAAGAAACUGGCAGGAUCAUUGGUUGCGUUCCUUGGUGGAGAUACUCUGCUGGACGAUGUUGACGAGCUACUUGUACUACAGCUCGGAGGACUUCUGGUGGGCCUUCCAGGUAGGCACUUUGGUCGCGGUGGGCGUGAGUUUAAGCUCCGGACUCGACCACCUCGCAGACGUCGACACUUAUCAGACCGACAAGCCAGAGUACGGCUUCUGGGAGGAGCGUGCACUGGAUGAUCCGUUCAUGGCGUUGGCGGGUCGACUGGUGAAGGUUCAACACGCGUUCGAAGCAUUCGGACGGGCGGUGGAGACGGAGGCCAUGAAUAUGUACGAAAACUUCGGCGAGUAA